AAUGACACGUUUCAAUACUUGAUAUUUUCACUUUCUGAUACAAAUCUGUCUAAAUUGAACAAUUUAAACCACUAAUAGAACUUUCACGCAGAUAUGACGGGCUAUUAUUACUUGUAAGGUUCGGGGCUCAUCCAACAAGGUUAGGGGGCUCCGUCUCUAAUGGAAUCAGCAUGCAUGCCACGCGCCGCGCCUACUUACCAUGAGCGAUGCGGAACACAGGUCACAUGAAGAAUUUAAUUGUGUUCCAUUAUCAUAUUUAACUUCUUUUACGGUAAGUCAAAAGUGAAAACGGAAUGGGCGGCAGCGCUCAUCGUCAUUCGUCACCGGCGAUCGAUGGAGGCAACGUCUUUCGGAAGGAUACUCAGAAAUUUAAACCCUCAGAAUGGAAUUGUCCGCGCGCUGCGUAGCAGUAUUGUCGCUCUGCGUGUGUGUUUCUGCGAUUGUCGGCCCGGCUGGAAAUGGCACUAAAGCCAUUAAAACUGACACCUAUUUGGAUGCUUACUCCAAAUCGCGUAUCGAAGCUGAAAAGGCUAAAAAAGGAGUUAUUAUAGUCACUGCUAAGGACGGAGAGAAAAAGAUUUCCAAUCGUGAUGACAGUUUUUCCGGUUAUGAUUAUUCCCCAUCAUACAGUGAUAGCAGCUUUAGCUCUUCAUCAGGCUCAGGCUUUUCAGGACCUCCUUCAAAUAACUAUCUGCCGUCAAACCCUGUGAAGUUCGAAUCGGAGAUCACGUAUAACGCCCCAGCUAACAACUACGGACCUCCGCCGCAGAAGUAUGGUCCUCCGGCAAAUAGUUACGGGCCACCACCCCAGAGCUAUGGACCACCCACGCAGUCGUACGGUCCGCCUGCGCCCGUGUAUGGUCCCCCUAAACCCGUGUACGGACCCCCUCCGCAACCUUCGUGGCCCGGCGUGCCUUACACAGCGCCCGGCCUGGGAUUCCUCGACAAAUUGCAUUUGAAACUGGAUAUUUUGACGAUCGCAAAGCUGUUGCUGAAGUUGCUGAUCUUUAAGAAGAUUGUCACGAUGAUCGCCGUAGUGUGUAUGCUGCUCGUGAUUCCGAAGCUGCUUUCGUUCAAGAAACAUGGUGGCGCCAGCAACGAUGAAGACGAAAGGACCUUUGGAAAUAGCAAUUUCGUACAACUGACGUCAGCACAGCAGCUGCUGGAGCGCGCGAUAUCUGUGUACGGUCGGCAGGAGCCUGACUGCGGCGUUGUAUGUCGGCUCCGGAGGGUGGUGGACGACAUCUACGAGUUCCAGCCUUAUGUCAGUCAGCAGGAGCCCGACUGCGGCGUUGUAUGUCGGCUGCGGAGGGUGGUGGACGACAUCUAUGAGUUCCAGCCUUAUGAGCCCGACUGCGGCGUUGUGUGCCGGCUGUGGAGGGUGGUGGACAACAUCUACGAGUUCCAGCCUUAUGUCAGUCGGCAGGAGCCCGACUGCGGCAUUGUAUGCCGGCUCCGGAGGGUGGUGGACGACAUCUACGAGUUCCAGCCUUAUGUCAGUCGGCAGGAGCCCGACUGCGGCGUUGUAUGUCGGCUCCGGAGGGUGGUGGACGACAUCUACGAGUUCCAGCCUUAUGAGCCCGACUGCGGCGUUGUAUGCCGGCUGUGGAGGGUGGUGGACGACAUCUACGAGUUCCAGCCUUAUGUCAGGAGCCCGACUGCGGCGUUGUAUGUCGGCUCCGGAGGGUGGUGGACGAUAUCUACGAGUUCCAGCCUUAUGUCAGGUGAGUAA
Messenger RNA from Cydia splendana, 1732 nucleotides. RefSeq lists its product as uncharacterized. The transcript has 8 exons. The record is from RefSeq and is a predicted model, not a curated record. NCBI's taxonomy places the organism in Eukaryota, Metazoa, Arthropoda, Insecta, Lepidoptera, Tortricidae. Bases 383 to 1732 code for a protein of 449 amino acids.